CAGGUGGGCUGGAGCCUAUCCCAGCUGAUGAGAGCUCUUUGGUAUCUGCUGUGCUGCUGCUUCACUCUCUCUCUUUACAGAAAGUUGUAGAUGUUUUCAGACGUGUCACUGCUGGAUGUGAGGAUGGGAGCCACUUUGCUCUGUGAGCUGGGCCUAUUCUUGCUCUGUACGCUCCUCUGCACUGGACACGCUCAAGAUGCUGUGCUAACUAUUGAACCCAACUGGUCCAGUUUUUUCACUGGAGAGUUUGUUACCUUCAAAUGUGACAUGAAUGAAAGAAAAGACACUGACUGGUAUUACCAAAUCAAGAAGGAUGGUCGAGAAUUUCUGGCCUACAGGGCAAACAAAGACUCCAAAUUAGAAAUUAUAUCUACACAUGACAGUGGUGAAUAUCAGUGCUCUGGUCGCAGGAAGAUCUCAAAUGAUACAAAGAACAGUAAUACUGUCUCUGUAACUGUAUUAGAUAAACCCAGGGUGACUCUCACAGCAGGAACAACAAUCAUACCAGUAGGGGGCAGUGUGACACUGACCUGCUCUGUGCAGAGCUCUGAUGGAUGGAAAUAUGAGUGGUUCAGACGAACCCAAAGAACCUCUGAAGUUCAAAUCAGAGAUCAACAAAACAGAGAUAUCAGAGUGUCUCAAGGAGGAAUCUACAGCUGCAGAGGAACAAGAGGAAACCCAGUUUACUACACUGAUAUAAGUGAUGAUGUCACCAUUGAGAUAACCUUUUCCAAUAAAGUUGUUGUAAAACAACAACCCAACUGGCCUCAGAUAUUCAGAGGUGAGACGAUCACUCUGACAUGUGAGGUGCAGGAAGGAGGUGAAACCACUGAGUGGGAGUAUGAAUGGAGAGGACCCAGGACACCCACACAGUGGACACACAAUAAUGAUGUGACAUUCAGAGUUUCUGAGUCCAGCAGUGGAGACUACAUGUGUAAGAGUCGACGCAGAGAUGACUCAUAUUCUUCAACAGAGUGGAGUGAAGCCUUCACAUUGUCAGGAUCAAAUCAACCAAAGGCUCAGAUAACUUCUGAUAUGAGAGACGUUCCAGUAGGGGGCAAUAUGACCCUGAAAUGUUCAGUGAACCCAUUAUCAUCAUCUGGAUGGAAAUACUACUGUGUCUCACAGGAAGGACUCUACAGGUGCAGAGGAGGAAGAGGAAACCCAGUUUACUACACAGAGUACAGUGAUCCCUUUAACACUGAUAAAAAUGUAGCUGUGUCCAGUCCUUUAUUUCUUGUUCUGAUGAUCACUGGACUCAUUUUUGGAGUCAUAUUUAUUUUGCUCCUGUUCCUGUUCCUGUACACAAAGGUCUACAAAAAGAAAGGUUCUCCUGACGACCAGAGGGUGAGUCAUGAUGAAAAUCAACAACAAGUCUACUCGUCUCUUCUUCAUGGUGAUCGUUCUGUCUAUGAAACAAUCAGAGGCUCUGGAAAUACUCAAAACGGUACAGUAUCAACUUUAAUAUAUAGUUUGUGGAAGCUAUGUAAUUAUAAAAUAACAGUGAUUAUCACUAAAAACAACACUAACAUUAUUAUUUUAGUUUGACCAGAGGGUUUUUACAUCUAUAAUUAUAAUGAACUGCAGAGCUGUUUCAGGCUGAGAGCAUAUUUGAAUAUAUUUUACAGAAGUUCAGUGUUGUUCAUGAAUCCACUGAAAGAGAGCAUUCAUCUAAUGUGCUCAUUUAAAGCAGAAUGUAUCUGGAAUUGUGAAUUUAUUAAUUUAUCUGUGCUUUACCGCCCUUGCU
Molecule: messenger RNA, 1747 nt
Organism: Oreochromis niloticus (Nile tilapia)
Lineage: Eukaryota; Metazoa; Chordata; Actinopteri; Cichliformes; Cichlidae
Product: Down syndrome cell adhesion molecule-like protein 1 homolog
Exons: 11
Coding region: 91-1548 (485 amino acids)
Biological process (GO): cell surface receptor signaling pathway; immune response
Cellular component (GO): external side of plasma membrane
Molecular function (GO): transmembrane signaling receptor activity
Source: RefSeq, a predicted model, not a curated record